Molecule: messenger RNA, 1239 nt
Organism: Aspergillus calidoustus
Lineage: Eukaryota; Fungi; Ascomycota; Eurotiomycetes; Eurotiales; Aspergillaceae
Source: the annotation of a GenBank genome assembly
AUGCUGGCUCUUCGCGACCAGGAAAACCUAACUCACGCCCACCAAACCGUGGCUGCCGCCAAACCGCUGAAUCAGAGUCUCAAGCAGCUCCAGCCAAAGACUCCAGGGGCCCGAGCUCCGAAGACACCGUUCAAAGUGCCAUUGAAGGAUGAAAAUGACCCGCUGGCAUUUGGAAAGCAGACGAUAAAGACCCUCGGAAAGCAAUAUGAGAACAACAGACCAUCCGUCAAGGAUGCCUUCACUACUCCCAUGGGGGACACUCGCAAUCGUGCUCCCUUGGGCAUGAAAACCACCAAUGCCAAAGCGAAAGGUCUCCAGACACCCGGGGCUCCCGCGGGAACUUUGAAGCCAGAGAAGACAGUCAGGAAGGGCUCUACACAGCGCGUUAAGAAAUUUUCCCCAUUUGUGGAGCAGCCGCAGCCGCAGGUGAAGGUUCAACCGCCACAGGAUGACGUUCCUGAUAUCGAGUACAUGCCACCAAAGCCGAAGGAACUCCCGGAUUACCCCGACGACAUCACAUACGAUACCUCAUUCCCUCAGUUUCAGCCCAGGAACCUGGCACUCGGUUUAGAAAGCGUGUACGGCGAUAAUGAGAUCGGAAAUGAUGGCCUUACGAAGAAACAACGCAAAUUUCAGGAGUGCUCCGCAGCGUACGAUAAAAUGAUGGACAAGACAAUCUUAGAACAGAUUGAAAGUUUUGGCUUUGAUGAACCCAGCGAUGAUGACAAAUCCAGCAAGCCAUCUGCUGCAGAGAUUCCGCGACGUCGUCUUGAAACGCAGCGCCCAAGAACUACGGUGGGAAGAACCAAAUAUCCCAGCGGCGUUUCCACUAUCAGAGCUCGGGAUGCGGCUAGCGCUCUUUCCGGCACUGAGCGCUCAGUUCCACGUAUUAGAGCUGCUCCAAUUGUGAAGCCGAAAGCAAGGGUUGCUUCGGCGCUGUUCCCUUCCAAAAAGACGAGACUGCCAACCAACCCGUCAACCAUGCGCCAUGUUGCUGCUACUGCAGGCUCCCGCACGACUGUGGGCUAUACGAAAGGUCGAGAAGUCUCAUCUCGACUGCACGACAAACCUAAAGUCCCUGCUUCUCAACCUGCUACCCCUGGAAUUCUGUCUCCAGAAACCUAUCUACGGCCCGACGACAGCCCCUCCCUCGACACAGAAACCGACCAAUUUGUGGGGGAGUCGUUUCCCCAGUACGAAGAGGAUGAAGAAACCCAGAACUUCCAGCUCACUCUGUAA